UAGAAGAGUGUUUUGUUUCGCGGCUGAUGGGGGAAAUGCUAUGGUAACUCUUGACCUUCCUCGUCCCCAGCUCUGGUCAGCUGAAUGUGGAGGGAGAGACCCCUGCAGCCAUCAUCUUCCAUGGUCUUCUCAGGCCACACGAUCUCCAAGUAGCAGGGAAAAAGACAGUGAGCCUGCAUGCCAAUUCUAAGCUCUUCCGGAUCAAAAAUGGCAGCCUGUGGAGGCACCUGCAAGAACAAAGUCACUGUCUCCAAGCCUGUGUGGGACUUCCUGAGCAAGGAGACCCCCGCCCGGCUGGCCCGGCUUCGGGAGGAACACCAAGUGUCCAUCCUCAUAGAUGGCGAGACUUCUGACAUCUAUGUGCUCCAGCUGUCCCCGCAGGGUCCUCCCCCAGCCCCUCCCAAUGGGCUCUACCUGGCCCGGAAGGCUCUCAAGGGGCUCCUGAAAGAGGCAGAGAAAGAGCUGAAGAAAGCUCAGAGGCAGGGGGAGCUCAUGGGCUGCCUGGCUUUGGGGGGUGGCGGGGAGCACCCUGAGCUGCACCGCCCAGGCCCACCUCCUCUCCGAGCAGCCCCGCUCCUGCCCCCAGGGUCAAGAGGGCUCCCCCCUCCUCCUCCCCUGCCCCCUCCACUCCCUCCUCGACUCCGGGAGGAGGCAGACGAGCAGGAGAGAACCUGCCCCAUUUGCCUGGGGGAGAUCCAGAACGCCAAGACACUGGAGAAGUGCAGGCACUCCUUCUGCGAGGGCUGCAUCACCCGGGCCCUGCAGGUGAAAAAAGCCUGCCCCAUGUGUGGCCGAUUCUAUGGGCAGCUGGUGGGUAACCAGCCCCAGAACGGGCGGAUGCUGGUCUCCAAGGACGCCACCCUCCUGCUGCCCAGCUACGAGAAGUAUGGCACCAUCGUUAUCCAGUACGUCUUCCCGCCCGGCGUCCAGGGGGCUGAACACCCCAACCCAGGGGUUCGGUACCCUGGUACCACACGGGUGGCCUACCUCCCGGACUGCCCCGAGGGCAACAAGGUGCUGACCCUGUUCCGGAAGGCAUUUGACCAGCGUCUCACCUUCACUAUCGGCACGUCCAUGACCACAGGAAGACCCAAUGUCAUCACGUGGAACGACAUCCACCACAAGACCAGCUGCACAGGGGGACCCCAGCUGUUUGGGUAUCCGGACCCCACCUACCUGACUAGGGUGCAAGAGGAACUAAGAGCGAAGGGCAUCACAGAUGACUGAAGGACCUCCUUUUGCCAAGGCCCCUGCUCUCCUCUUCUAGGUUCCAACGGAAGCCUCUGUACUCCUCUCUCUCUCUGCCCCCUACACCACCCACAAGGGGACUUGUCUGACUGGGGUGGGAGUUCCGUGGAGAAGGGGACAGCCUCUAACCCUGCCCCCCACUGGCCGAGUGCUUCGGUGUCCUUUGAGCCACUCCCCUCUGGCAGAGGCUGUUUCCAAGGCCCCCCCCCUCCCUGCACUCCAUGUACAUACUCUCUAUGCCCCUGCUCCUCCAGGGUCCUUGGCUUUUCCUGGUAUGUACCGUUCUCCAGUGACUGAGCUGAGAAAGGACUUGGGUAGAGAGGACAGGGGUCUCUUGAACUCCAGCGCCUAAAUACUGUCUCACCUUGGACUGAUAAUAGCCGCCUCCCCCAGCCAGCUGUGUGUUAAGAUAACAGUAGUCCUACCUUAAGGGAUCCUUUCUCUCCUGUGUCUGUCUCUGUCAGUCUGUCUUUCUCUCGCUCUUCUCUGCCCUAUAAGGAGCCUCCUCCUCACCCUGAUCUGGAAUUGCUGCCAGACCGUAGCUUUUAAUUUAAUAAAAAUAAAGUAAAAUAUGCAACUCGAU
Messenger RNA from Acomys russatus (golden spiny mouse), 1831 nucleotides. RefSeq names its product deltex E3 ubiquitin ligase 3 (gene Dtx3). Lineage: Eukaryota; Metazoa; Chordata; Mammalia; Rodentia; Muridae. Gene Ontology annotation, biological process: Notch signaling pathway; protein ubiquitination. The record is from RefSeq and is a predicted model, not a curated record. The coding region runs from base 178 to 1227 and encodes 349 amino acids. The transcript has 5 exons.